AUGAUUCUCUUGUGGGCAGUUGUGUGGACGGCGACAGCGUUGACGGCCGUCUCCGGAUGCCGAAGUAGGGACUCGAAGAAAGGGGACAAACGGCUGAACCGGGACAAGAACCACACGAUUUCUGGUGCCACUUCGACUUCCAAGAACUCCAAGCACAACACCGUCUCCAACUCCCAAUCUGUUGAGAAUGUUCGUCGCCGUUUGUUUUUUCGGACUAGUGUGAAAAUUUUUGAUUUCUUCUAAGUUCAUAAAAAAAAGCACCCGAUGCGAUUUCUCAAGCUGAUUCCGGAUCUCUGCUCGAAAGCUGCACAAUUCAUCUGGGAAAAAAGUUAUAGAAGCCCAUAAUCGAUCAAAAAACACGAUUUACUCAAUUUAGUAGAGCAACUAUAAAAAAUCUUGAGUCAAAUUGGCCUCAAAAAAAAUUCGCAGUUCUCGUGAUCACUGACACCAGCUGCAAAAUGAGCUUAAUCGAAGUAAAUUUUCCGAAUUUCCACUUUUUUUAAACAAAUUUUAACUUUAUUUUAACCCCCAUAAUUGAUUUCGAAGACUUGCAUUUUCUGAGCCCAAGCUUGAGGUCAUGUGAAAAGCUGAGCCUACUGCAUCCUCAACUAAUUAUUUUGAAAGUAGAACAUCUAACUAUAUAAUUUUCUAGACCAAAUCGGUGGAGGCAAAGUCAAAAGAUAACGGGGAGAAAGAAUUCAAAAAGGGGGCCGGAAAGGCCGAAAAGCGUACGACAGCACAGCCGGCGGCGGCGGCUAAACAGCGGCAGCGGAAUAACAUGCCGAGCACCAAGACGGCCAAAAUACCCGAAAACCCGGUCUGUUCUUUGUCAAUUUUCUGAUAUUAUUGUAAAUUUCCUCAAACCCAAAACUUCAAUUUUCAGUCACUGAGAGGCGAGGUACCAUCUUCAAAUGUGAGUUUUCCAUUCCUUUCAAUUUUCAUUCACAAUUUCGAACUUCCAGGCCACCAUGCACGAGUCGGAAAGAAAACGUGCGCUUCAGCAGAUGGUUCGAAUCGGGUUUAUUUUUUUGAUUGUAUGAUCAAUUUUUUUUUAGAUAAAAAGAUGAAAAAGCUAGCGAAAGAUGAUAAACACGAGUAUGAAAUUCUUCUUGCAUCCGUUGUGUGAAAAAUGCCAAUAAAAACAUUCUCAUAUUUAAAAAAUUUUUUUCUUGGAUGGGCUUGAAAAAUAACUGUAUACAUUGUAAAUUGGGAUUGAUGGAAAAUCAGGAUAACAAUUUGCGUUAAAAAUUGUAAGCUCAGGUAUUGCUUGGAAAAGGUAAACAGGGGAAUGACUUCAAUUUAUACUAUUGUCAAGUAAAAGUCCAUGAAAAAUAUUUUUCAACGUUGAUUCCGGAUCCGAUCUCAAGAACUGUCAAAGAGGUCUGGGAAAAAAGAUGUGACGUUAAAAAAAAAUGGAGUUCCUUUUUAGAAGGGUUUUCUAGUUCAUCCUUCGAAAGUGAAUGAUUGUUUAAUUUUCGGUUUUCUGAACCUUCUUAGGGCUUUUAUGUUUUAAAAAUGCCCACAUUCUCGAAAAACUGUACUGUUUCAACCAGCUCUUUUUUCAAUUGCAAAGAUUUUCUACGUUUUUUUAAGAUCCUCUCGGCAAUUUUAGAGAAAAUAUUCAUAAUCAGCGUGAAAAGUGCUUUUCGUCUCAUCAAAAAGUCUCGAUUUAAACUGGAGACUAGUCCCAGAUCAGGCUUUAUCCAACCCGUAUUUUUCAACAAUAUAUAUAUACUCAAUUCACUGCCACCUUGUCACGCUUUUAUAGGAUAUAGGAAAGAUGAUUUCUGUGACAAGAUGGCUGUACUUACCAUUUCUCGAAUGGAUCAAAGCAUGGAGAAAGAUUCUGCGCGAAGGCUGGCGACACGGACGCGGAGCAUCGUAUCUUCGUCCAUAGUCGUGAGUUGGACCAUUGUCGGCUCCAGGUCGGACUUGGCAAACUCUUGUACGUCUCCUGA
Molecule: messenger RNA, 1958 nt
Organism: Caenorhabditis auriculariae
Lineage: Eukaryota; Metazoa; Nematoda; Chromadorea; Rhabditida; Rhabditidae
Source: the annotation of a GenBank genome assembly